This is a messenger RNA of Fusarium musae, 891 nucleotides long. RefSeq lists its product as uncharacterized. The record is from RefSeq and is a predicted model, not a curated record. The transcript has 2 exons. Lineage: Eukaryota; Fungi; Ascomycota; Sordariomycetes; Hypocreales; Nectriaceae. Bases 1 to 891 code for a protein of 296 amino acids.
AUGGAGUCUCUUCUGUCUCUCGCCUUCGACAACCUUUCCUCGUAUGACGGACCAAAAGUCCGUAAGGGCCUUCGCCAGGUCGAAGGCCUUCUAGCUCAGAUCUGUCUCUCUAAAGCAAACUCUCGAAACGACCGUGCACAUCGAAACCGGGAUACCGAUGACGAUGGGAGUGAAGGAUCAACACCCUCUCAAAAGGAUCUUUCCCAACUUUCCCGCGACCCGGCAUUUCGAGAGUUUUUCAAAUUGCAGGAGGGAUUCGAAUGGAACGUUGCGAUGCGCCUUAUCAGCACUCUCGAUCGACUUAUGGCCAAGGGAGGUGAUGGCGGAAACGACCUGUUAAUUCUGAGUGCCCUCGACCUCAUACAAGGAGUCUUGUUGUUACACCCUCCCAGCAAGUCUCUCUUUGCCCGAGAACAGAAUAUGAACCUCCUCCUUGACCUUCUCGAGCCCUUUAACUGCCCUGCGAUCCAAUCUGCGACUCUCCUCACACUCGUCACUGCUCUAAUCGAGACCCCAAUCAACACCCGUACCUUUGAGAGCCUUGACGGCCUUCUCACUGUUACCUCUCUCUUCAAGUCGCGAUCCACCGCCCGUGAGGUCAAGCUGAAGCUCGUUGAGUUCCUCUACUUCUACCUCAUGCCUGAGAUUCCUUCGAUUCCCCGAGCCGAUCAGCGCGAUAGUGUUCCCGCUAUGCUUCAGCGAAGUCCUAGCAAACUCGCAGGUGCCUUCAAUGCCGACCCACUUCGCAAGCGUUCCGGCUCUGAUCCUGAAGGUGACAUCUAUCUCACCACGGAGGAGAAGCAGGAGCUGCUUAGCCAGCAUCUGAGCAGCGUAGAGGAUCUUGUCAAAGACCUCCAAAACUGCGCACCUUUUGGCGGUGUUGUCUGCUAA